Aspergillus bombycis is the source of this 270-nucleotide messenger RNA. Its product is annotated as heat shock 9/12 family protein. The coding region runs from base 1 to 270 and encodes 89 amino acids. The record is from RefSeq and is a predicted model, not a curated record. The transcript is spliced from 3 exons. Lineage: Eukaryota; Fungi; Ascomycota; Eurotiomycetes; Eurotiales; Aspergillaceae.
AUGUCUGACAACGGACGCAAGGACUGGAGCACCAAGGCCAAGGAGGAGCUCACUCCCGACUCCGCCAAGUCCACCCAGCAGAAGAUGAAGGAGGGCGCCACUGAUAUUGGUGACCGCUUCGCUCGUGGCAUCCAGCCCGACGACCAGAAGUCUGGCACGCAGGAGGCCUUCGACAAGGGUCAACGUAUGCAUGACAACAAGGCCCACGGUGGUACCGACAAGUCGAUCCUCGACAAGGCCAAGGACGCCAUUGGUCUCGGUGACCACUAA